AAUGACCAAUUACGAUUACAUAGCUGUGGCUCAAAAAGCCGGCGAAGAGGAAUCUCAAUCAGAUUCAUCGCUUUGCUGUUGCGAAUAUAUCGAUCGUGACAAGCAACGUUUUCAUAUCCUUGGCUGUUGUUGUAACUGUGUGGAUUUGGAUAGUGUUUUUACCGACCUAAUUACCUGUCGCAAAGUAAACGCUUCCAAUAAGCGUAAUAUGCUUUUAACAUUCCAAGAUCGUUUACGUUUACCCUGGAGAGGUGGUGCCAAACGUAUUUCCAUGGAGGCCAUAAUACCGGGUGCUGUAUACCCAUUGGUUUUGGGUCUUGCCGCCCUUAACGAAGUGACAUCGUAUAUAAUGUUGGGCUCAAUUGUUGUCUUCUUGGGAUACGCCCAUCAGUAUAUCAAACGCAACAAUGUAAAGACGCGAUUCUUUUACAUGUGGCUAUGGUGGUCAGUAGUGUAUAUGGUUGCGGGGUUGCAGUUUGCUGUACCGCUAUUGGAAUUACUACCCGAGGAGAAUUUCAUCUUAGUUGUAAUGGGCUGUGCCAGUGUAUAUUUUAUGUGGCAAACGAAAAAACAUGCUGCCGCAUGCCAUGAUAUUCCCAGUCGUUCGACAGAUGAUGAUCUAGCUGAUAUAACCGAAGCAACAGCAGCCGAGGAAGAAGAGGAAGCCGCCGCUCACACUGCAUUGUUGAUUGACAAUGAUUCACCAAUCAGAUCUCAAAAGAAUCGGGCGAAUUCCCAUCAGACAAAUAUGUGUCACGUAUGUCGUAAAUAUGUCUCAGCCCGUACCAUACAUUGUCAUGUUUGCAAUGCCUGUAUUAUGAUGCAGAGUCAUCACAGCUAUUGGCUGGAUUGUUGUGUGGGACAGUAUAAUUUGCGUUACUACAAUGCCGGAAUGAUUAUGAGCAUACUGACACUAUUCUUUGGAGUAUAUUUGACAUUGACAGCAAUUUGUCAUCCACAAUUAAUUGGUCGUAUUUGGAAUAUCCCAGUUACAAUGCCAGACGAUUGCAGUGAGGUAUUUGAUGAGUAUACUUUGGGUACAUCAUAUGUAUUGUCCCUGUAUGCUAUAAUGAUGAUAAUCUACCAGCUAGUCAGUUUGAUGUUACAGGUUAUUAAAUGCACAAGAGGACCGAUGUUUUUCAUAUUCGGUGAUGUAUCUCAACCAUUUUCGAAAUUUUAUAAAAAACUAAGCACAUAA
Musca vetustissima is the source of this 1198-nucleotide messenger RNA. RefSeq names its product palmitoyltransferase ZDHHC23-B (gene GABPI). The record is from RefSeq and is a predicted model, not a curated record. The coding region runs from base 2 to 1198 and encodes 398 amino acids. Gene Ontology annotation, molecular function: protein-cysteine S-palmitoyltransferase activity. The transcript has a single exon. Gene Ontology annotation, biological process: protein targeting to membrane; peptidyl-L-cysteine S-palmitoylation. Gene Ontology annotation, cellular component: endoplasmic reticulum; Golgi apparatus. NCBI's taxonomy places the organism in Eukaryota, Metazoa, Arthropoda, Insecta, Diptera, Muscidae.